Molecule: messenger RNA, 1715 nt
Organism: Coffea eugenioides
Lineage: Eukaryota; Viridiplantae; Streptophyta; Magnoliopsida; Gentianales; Rubiaceae
Product: mannan endo-1,4-beta-mannosidase 5-like
Exons: 5
Coding region: 62-1441 (459 amino acids)
Molecular function (GO): hydrolase activity, hydrolyzing O-glycosyl compounds
Source: RefSeq, a predicted model, not a curated record
CUCAAGUUAACAGCCUCCAGCAUUAUAGCAACACACAUCAUUCUAUUGUGUGCAUCAAUCAAUGGCAAGUUGUAGUAGAAGAAUAAGCCAUCUUUUUGGACUAGCUGCUGCACUAGUAGCACUACUGUUACUAGUUCUUGCUUGUGAAGCUAGCGGUAGUACGGUUGCAAGAAAUGGUGCAGGAUUUGUUAGGACUCAGGGUGCUCGUUUUGUUCUGAAUGGCUCACCAUUUCUCUUCAAUGGAUUCAAUUCCUAUUGGCUGAUGCACGUAGCCGCUGACCCUAGCGAGAGGCAUAAAGUGUCUGAAGUGUUGAGAGAUGCCUCCGCUGCCGGUCUCUCGGUAUGCAGAACCUGGGCUUUCGGCGAUGGAGGCGAUCGUGCACUUCAAAUAUCACCUGGAAUUUAUGAUGAACGUGUUUUUCAGGCGCUGGAUUUUGCGAUUUCUGAGGCAAAGAAGCAUGGAAUUCGUUUGAUAUUGAGUUUUGUGAACAAUUACAAUGACUUUGGGGGUAGAAGGCAGUAUGCUCAGUGGGCUCGAAAUGCAGGAGCACACGUCAACGGUGACGAUGAUUUCUACACGAAUCCCACCAUCAAAGGCUACUACAAAGAUCACAUCAGGAGAGUGGUGACAAGGUUCAACACCAUUACAAGAAUUUCGUACAGGGAUGAUCCCACAAUCAUGGCAUGGGAACUCAUGAACGAGCCCCGCUGCCAAGCUGAUUACUCCGGAAGGACAGUCAAUGAAUGGACUCGAGAGAUGGCAAGUUUCGUGAAGUCAUUGGACCGGAAGCACUUGCUGGAGAUUGGCAUGGAAGGAUUUUAUGGGGACACAAAGCCCGAAAAGAAACAAUUUAAUCCUGGUUACCAAGUUGGAACAGAUUUCAUAAGCAGCAAUCUCCUCAGGGACGUUGAUUUCGCCACCAUCCAUGCAUAUCCAGAUCAAUGGUUAUCUGGAAAAGAUGACAAAGCACAGUUGGUAUUUAUGCAGAGGUGGAUGUCAAGCCACUGGGAAGACUCGAGGACCAUACUGAAAAAGCCGCUAGUCAUCGCGGAAUUUGGCAAGUCCAGCAGAGAUCCAGGCUACAGCUUGAGAGCGAGAGACGAUUACAUGAGCAACGUGUACAGAAUAACAUACGGCUAUGCAAGGAGCGGAGGAACCAUGAGCGGAAGCUUAAUAUGGCAGCUCAUGGCCCAAGGAAUGGAUUCGUACGACGACGGAUACGCUGUUGUGUUAGGCCGGAAUCCUUCAACCACCGCAAUCAUGUCCAGACAAGCCCAUGCCAUGAGUGCUCUGUCCCAUUUGGUCGCCGGAGCUGAUGACGCCCACGGCCACGGCCAGGAGGCUCACCCAAGAUUGAUGAACCAUCGUCAUCCUUCCCGCAGAGCACUGCUUCAUCAUGCAAAGCAGCACGGCCAUCAUCGUUCGUCAUCCCUUCUCUGAGAGCAUUGGCUCUUGACGGGGUCAUAUUUGAUUAGUACUAUUAAAUUCUUGAAUAAUGAGAAUUGAUUUUGCAUUAAAUAUUUGUACUUCUUAAUUUCAAAGACGUACAAAUUUUUAGUGUGGCACGCAAAUCCUUGAUCGAUGCAUCGUCACCUUCAAUUAAUUUAAAAAGCUUGAGAAUCUGCAUGGUAAUUCUCAUGGCUUAAUGCAGGAUAUUCUAUUUGUUUUUAUGCAAAGUUGUAACCAAUGAAAUAAAAGUGUGAUUUACCUUCAA